Molecule: messenger RNA, 2652 nt
Organism: Carya illinoinensis
Lineage: Eukaryota; Viridiplantae; Streptophyta; Magnoliopsida; Fagales; Juglandaceae
Product: coronatine-insensitive protein 1
Exons: 3
Coding region: 516-2288 (590 amino acids)
Biological process (GO): SCF-dependent proteasomal ubiquitin-dependent protein catabolic process
Cellular component (GO): SCF ubiquitin ligase complex
Source: RefSeq, a predicted model, not a curated record
UUCUUUACACCCAAAAUCAGCCGAUUCAGCCCCCCUUUUGUUUUUACAAGGCGAAUGAUAGACCCCUCCCCCCAACACCCCUCGCCCCACGCUACUUACUAGGCUCUGAUCCAAUCCCGCACUUUAACUGUUUUCCAACCGUUGCCGUCGGAUUCCUAUACCGGAGAUCCCUACCCUCCAAUCUUUCUCUCACCAUGUUGGUCUCGUUCGAGCCGCUUUUCGGCCUUGCCGACUUUCACUUCGCUCCGAGAUGUUCUUCUUUCGUGCGUCGUAGAUGAAUCGUCAUCUGUCGAUUUGGGCUUUGUACGGAUUUUGAUAAGUGUUUCGGGUUUUGCUUUUUUAAUUGAUUCGUUCGACGGAUUUCGGUCUCGAGAUUUGAGGGGCUGGAAGCGUCUGAGGCUAUCUUUUACUUUCUCCAUCUUCUCCAGCGGGAGAGGAAGAAUUAUUGUUUCCUAAAGAAGUAAAAACAGUAGAUAAUUUUGUUUCCCAGGCGAUAUCGUGGAGUUCUGGUAGCGAUGGAGGAUCGAAACGUCUCCAGAGUGCGUCCCGGAAUGUCUGAGGUGGUUAUCGGCUGCGUGAUGCCGUAUAUUCACGACCCCAAGGACCGGGAUGCGGUUUCCCUGGUGUGCCGGCGCUGGUACGAGCUUGACGCGCUGACGCGGAAGCACGUGACGAUCGCUCUAUGCUACACGGCGAGCCCCGAUCGAUUGCGCCGGAGGUUUCGGCACCUGGAAUCGCUGAAGCUGAAGGGGAAGCCGAGGGCCGCGAUGUUCAAUCUGAUACCCGAAGAUUGGGGAGGUUACGUCACUCCCUGGAUGAACGAGAUCGCCGAGUCUUUCAAUUGCUUAAAGUCGCUUCACUUCCGGCGAAUGAUUGUGAGGGACUCCGAUCUCGAGCUUCUUGCUCAGUCUCGCGGGCGCGUUCUUCAGGCGCUCAAGCUGGAUAAAUGUUCUGGCUUUUCUACGGAUGGUCUUCUGCAUAUCGGUCGGUCCUGCAGGAGUUUAAAAACUUUGUUUAUGGAGGAGAGCUCAAUAAGUAAUCGUGGUGGUGAAUGGCUACAUGAGCUUGCUGUGAACAACAUGGUUCUUGAAACUUUGAACUUUUAUAUGACGGAUCUUGUAGUCAGCUUUGAAGACCUUGAACUCAUAGCCAGAAAUUGUCGUUCUUUAGUUUCCGUUAAAGUUAGUGAUUGUGAAAUCUUGGGCCUCCUGCGUUUCUUUUGUGCUGCCCCUGCUUUAGAAGAAUUUUGUGGGGGUUCCUUCAAUGAGCAGCCAGACAAUUACUCAUGUGUAUCAUUACCCCCAAAGUUGUGCCGUUUGGGGCUAACAUACAUGGGGAAGAUUGAAAUGCCAAUUGUAUUCCCCUGUGCGCCCCUACUCAAAAAAUUGGAUCUCCUAUAUGCACUGCUUGACACAGAGGACCAUUGUAUGUUAAUCCAAAGGAGCCCCAACUUAGAAAUUCUUGAGACAAGGGAUGUUAUUGGAGAUAGAGGAUUGGAAGUUCUUGCUCGGAGUUGUAAGAGACUAAAGAGGCUUAGAAUUGAGCGAGGUGCUGAUGAGCAGGGCAUGGAGGAUGAAGAAGGUGUAGUUUCACAGAGAGGUUUGAUUGCUUUGGCUCAGGGCUGCCUAGAACUGGAAUACUUGGCUGUUUAUGUUACUGAUAUCACAAAUGCUUCUUUGGAGUAUAUCGGUAAAUACUCUAAAAAUCUCUGUGAUUUCCGCCUAGUCUUGCUUGACCGAGAAGAGAGUAUAACGGAUUUGCCUCUGGACAAUGGGGUUCGAGAUCUGUUGAGGGGAUGUGAAAAGCUAAAAAGGUUUGCAUUGUAUCUCCGACCUGGGGGCUUGACUGAUGUGGGUCUCAGUUAUGUUGGGCAAUACAGCAAAAAUAUAAGAUGGAUGCUUCUAGGUUAUGUUGGGGAGUCUGAUACGGGGCUUCUGGAUUUUUCUAGAGGCUGUCCCAGCUUGCAAAAGUUAGAAAUGAGGGGCUGCUGCUUCAGUGAGCGUGCACUGGCUGCUGCUGUAUUGCAGCUGACUUCUCUGAGGUACCUAUGGGUGCAAGGAUAUAAAGCCACCUCUGCAACGGGUUGUGACCUUCUGGCAAUGGCUCGCCCAUUCUGGAAUAUUGAAUUAAUUCCUUCUAGACGAGUUGUUGUCGCGGAUCAACUUGAGGGGGCUGUUCUGGUUGAGCAUCCCGCCCAUAUACUUGCAUAUUACUCCCUUGCUGGACCAAGAACAGAUUUUCCAGAUACUGUCAUUCCUUUGGAUCCAGAGGAAUCCUUGGUUACUUAGAUCUGUAUAUACCUCUUCUAUCUAUUAAGGAGUUUUUUUCCUUGUCAUGUCUUGUUCAUAAAUUUUUUUUCCCUUUGGUAAGAGGUUUUCGAUUUUAAUUUAAUCUUUUUCUGCCCUAGUUCUAGACAUUAGUCCUGUAAUAAAGUUGGGGUUUUCUUUUGUAAUUUGGAAGCACUUGCAUCCUUGGUGUUACCGUCUCACUUCAUCACUUGGGGAACAGUUUGGCCUAGACUUCGACAUUUUGGUGACUUGUAUUAAUAUCCCGAGUCAAUCUUUUUGGAAAUCAUUGUUGUUUUCUCGGUAUGAUGUUGGGACGUUUCAAGUUUGUGAAUAAAAAGAAAGUUAAGUGUGGUUUUACUAGCCA